GUUACAUACUUGCUUGUGGCUGGAGGCAAGCGUCUGGCCGGACUCCUUCGUGCCCCGCACUGAAUCCUAUGUCGGCAUGUGCAACUGGUUUUUCACCUGUGGUGACCGUACCCGAUUCCAUCAACCACUUCUUUUCUGUAAGGAUACCUUCCACCUAUCCAAAGAACGUCUAAGAUCUCACCGGGAGGUAAUCGUGCACCAGCGCGGAUCCAAGCCGACCGGCCGAGAGGGAGGAGGGAAGAAGAAGAAACGAUUCUCAGAAGACUCAAGAAGGAGCAGUUAUUAGAGCGCAAGAAGCCAACGGAUAUCUUCUAAGUGGCAGGCAGAACUUUUUCUUCAUGCUAUUUCACAAAUCUUUUAGGUGCAAUAAUGUAUUACUGACAAUGAUGGAUCAAGUACCAAGCUGUGGACGACUUAAUAAUUCUUUGUGGUGAAGAGAAAGUGUCCCACCUGUAUGGGCGUUCAGUGUUGAGGAGAUGUCACGGAAAUUGCCUCAGGGGUUCUCCUUCUUUGGAAACGUUGGUUGGUUUGAUGGCAGGAAGGGUGACUCGGCUGUCAAGAACAAAUUUACUCCUUCCUUCAAACUCCAAACAGAUAAAGAGAUAUACAGGCCUGGUGACUCAGUUACUGCAACCAUAGAGAUUUGUAGUCUGAAAAUUUCAAAGGGGCUUACUGAGGCAGAGCAUUCAAGUGAUAGUAUCCCUUCGCUCUUGGUCGAUAACCUUACAUUUGAAAUUAAAGGUAUUGAGAAAUUGGACACUCAGUGGUUUGCCACACAGAAGCCAUUACCUGGAUCAAAGCAAAGGAGAGGUGAGCAAUUGUUCCUGGACUCUCUGGUACCAUCGAUAGUAUCAAAAGUGAUUGUUUCUUAUGGGGUUACCAAGACAUAUUUAGUACGAGUUGAGCUGCCAAAGAUUUUACCACCAUCUUAUAGGGGUACCAGCAUUCGCUAUAUAUAUUAUGUUAGAAGUACAUUACGUGGACGCUGGCUUGUAUUGGAGAACGGCGAUCAUAAUAGGUCCACAAAUGAUUUAAUUCAAUUGGAAGCUCGAACUCCUUUGCAAAUAUGGGUCUCACAAAAGAGCAACAACUUGCUGAAUGAAGGAAGUUUACCUAUUGCAGCUGAUCAAUUGGAUAUUUACUGGAGAGAAAAAGAUGCAGAUUCUGAAUGGGUUCGAGCAAAUGAGAAUUUAGAUGGAUUCGAAGAAGGAUAUGACAGUUCAAGAGAUGAAGUAUCAUCUGUUUCUUCCUAUGAUCCUACCAAAGGAAAUGCUGACCUAACCCUUAGAAACUCUCUAUCCUUGCAGUCAAUUGCAUCAAGAUUUUCUAACAAUGAAUUCCAGUAUUCUCAUGGAGCGCGCUCAGGUUUCCCUUCAUAUAAUCUACUUCCUCAACUGUCUGUAGCAGAGGUCAUAGAUGAUCCUGGUGGAGGAUUUGUGUCACCACAAAAGAAGCUUAAUACUUCAUCAGCUGCUCCCUCUCCAAGUCAGCAAAGAAACUCUCAAGAUUCUUAUUUCUCUAAAGAUGAUAUUGGAUCACCUCAUGCAUCUAAAGCUGUUGAUUUUGCAGCAUCAGAAGGCUUCAUUCGAGGAAGAUCUUACAAUAUCAGGAUAGAUGACCAAAUUUUGCUUCGGUUCUCCCCAAGGAACUCUGACUCAACUUAUUAUUUUGGAGAUAUGAUAGGGGGCACUCUUACCUUUUUUCAUGGAGAAGGAGCUAGAAGAUGCCUUGAGGUCUCAAUAACCUUGGAGACUUCAGAAACAAUUGACCAGCAUUUUGUCCAUCCUUCAAGAAGGAGCUCUCCUACAAUCAGAAAGAUACAGAGCGAGCAUCAUGAGGUAGUUGCGGAUUUGGUCCAGACAAGCUUUCUUUUAUCAAUUCCUAUUGAUGGGCCCAUGUCCUUCUCCACCCCAAAAAUUUCAGUGCAAUGGUCACUACGCUUUGAAUUUUUUACCACUCCGAAGGAUGUGGACUUGACUAGGUUUGAACAUCCUCUUCUAGUUGAGCAAAGAGAAAAGGGGGAUUGGGUACUUCCUUUAUCUGUAUGUGCACCUCCUCUACGGGCACAAUCUGUGCAAAUGAGAAAUGAGAAGCCCUGGUCUCUUGGAAAUUUUUUUCGCACUUGAAGUCUUCCAGGCAGUGAAAUAUUCUUCUUCAACUGGGUUUUUCCUGGGAAACACUAUGGUUUCAUCAGAAAUGUCCACCUAGCAUUUGCAGUAUAUGAUUUAGAAAGCUUAUUUUAGCGAAAUAUUGUGGAUUGCCGACGAGAGGCUUGUACGCCGAAACCAGGGAGGUGAUGUAGGCUUUCGCAUGUUCUGCAUUUGUCAUAGCGCCAUCCGGCUCUGCAGAGCUUCCCCUGAGGGAUUGUGAGCCACCAUAUUGUACGACCGGCAGCGUCGAGCAAAACAAAACUUGUUGAAAAUGAGAGUCUACCGAUAACGAAACAUGAUGAAUUUGUUGCUGUCGGAUCACUUCUGUUAGCCUUCAUUUGUCAAAAUAAAAUCGUUCUAUGUGAUAUCCCAGAUUGUGCAUAUUAAGCAGCGACGUUAUUUUUAUUUUUCUCA
Messenger RNA from Phoenix dactylifera (date palm), 2564 nucleotides. The record is from RefSeq and is a predicted model, not a curated record. NCBI's taxonomy places the organism in Eukaryota, Viridiplantae, Streptophyta, Magnoliopsida, Arecales, Arecaceae.